AUGGACUCACUCUUUGCUUUAUUUGAUUAAUUCUUUAGAAUAAAUCUGGCACAAUAUCCAUAGAAUUAAUAAGCCUAUUUGUCUGAAAGUUGGGAAUAAUUUUUAUGCUUGUUAUAAACAUAACCAUUAGAUUAUGGAAAGAUUUAUACAUUGAUAAAUAGGAUAAAUUAUGAGGAUUUGAAAGUAGAAAAGAAUGAAAGAUAGAGUUCAAGUUAAAGAUAUAUUGCUAGAAAUAUUACAGCAGCCUCCUCUCCUAGGAUUGUCUCCUCAUCAGUAUCAAAAAAUAGCACCAAUGUUUUAUCCAAAAUAGCUUAGUUAGAUAGUGUUGCCAGUCCAAAAAUAGCAGUUUCAAAUCUUGCUAGUUAACAAUCCUUAACAAAUAAAACAUCUUUGUAAUAAAAUGUUAAAUAACAAUAAAUGACAGACGAAUUUAAUAGGCAUUUAUUGCUCAGCAAAAUUAAAGAACUUUAGUUUAACUAUUCUGUCUCUACAGAUAAAUUAUAUGCCAUUGCUAGAAUAUCACAUUCAAGAGGGGAAAAUUAGCCUACAUCUAAAUCCCCUAUCAAAUAUCCAUUAUCUUAGUACAUAAAUAAAUCAAGAGGAAGCAAUCAUUCAGCAGAACAUUAUAAAAUUGUAGUUUGA
Messenger RNA from Paramecium tetraurelia, 642 nucleotides. RefSeq lists its product as uncharacterized. Lineage: Eukaryota; Ciliophora; Oligohymenophorea; Peniculida; Parameciidae. The record is from RefSeq and is a predicted model, not a curated record. The transcript has 3 exons.